Molecule: messenger RNA, 387 nt
Organism: Cordyceps militaris CM01
Lineage: Eukaryota; Fungi; Ascomycota; Sordariomycetes; Hypocreales; Cordycipitaceae
Exons: 3
Coding region: 1-387 (128 amino acids)
Source: RefSeq, a predicted model, not a curated record
AUGGUACCGGCCUGUACUUUGGGCCUGUACUUUGGUGCUGGUGCCGGUUGGUGCUGGUGCUGGUGCUGCUGUUGCCAGUGCCGUGCGGCCAACGUCACAGACUCGUUUGCGCACAAACCUGGACUGGAACUGGAGGGCACCACCACCAACUUUUUUUUGCUGCGCACAAGCCACACUACCGCUGUGGAAUCCGCCAUCUUGGCCAUUGGUGCCACUUUUCACUCCAAGGUACCCAGGCAUUUGCUUCCAUCGCCUGCCAAUUCCAUCAUGCUCGACAUGCAAAUUCUCCAUGACUCGACCGUCGUCAGGGCCACGACACAAGCGUCUCGAAGCCAUCCUUCCUCGCAGGCUUCGGAGGUUCCUCAGACUCUGGGCUUCCCGCCUUGA